Molecule: messenger RNA, 1609 nt
Organism: Corticium candelabrum
Lineage: Eukaryota; Metazoa; Porifera; Homoscleromorpha; Homosclerophorida; Plakinidae
Product: kielin/chordin-like protein
Exons: 6
Coding region: 96-1436 (446 amino acids)
Molecular function (GO): protein binding
Source: RefSeq, a predicted model, not a curated record
CACACACACACACACACACACACACACACAGUAAAGCACUAGCUACAUUAUCCUUGGUAGAUGUGCAACAUUCGUAAUGAUUUCAAGAGUUUGUUAUGUGUAUAGAGGUAACAUCUACACCUACAGCAACAUCAUCUCAGCAAACCACACCAACAGCAACAUCUCCACUUUUGUGUUACUCUUGUUCUCGAGCAAACAGAGAAGAGUGUGACGAAUCUCAGACAGUUCAAACGUGUGAUGUUGGAGACGUGUGUCGUCUAGUAGUCUUUAGGGUUGCACAAGCAUUUGGAGGAGGUGUCGUUUCGUUUCAAAGAGGAUGUUUUCCAAACGCAAGCUGUACUGAAAGUGAUGAAUGUAGGGGUACGUUAGGUGGAAACUGUAUCAGAUGUUGUGACAGUAAUCUUUGCAAUGAUGGAGAUAUUGACACUAUUCCUACCACAGACGUAGCACCAUCAACGCUAAGCCCAACCACACCACCACCAGUAACCACAUCAACAACACCAGCCUUGCUCCGCUGUUACAGUUGUUCUCAAAAAAAUAAGGAAACUUGUGAUAGUUAUCCAGCAGCGCAAACGUGUAGUCCUGGAAACGUAUGCCGUACAGUAGUACACAAGCUGCCACAAGUAUUUGGAGGAUUAGUCACUUCAUUUCAACGACACUGUUUUCCACAAUCAAUGUGCAAUAAACUUGAUGACUGCAAUCGCAAUGUUGGUGGAGACUGCAUUAGAUGUUGCAACAGUGAUCUCUGCAAUGAUGGAGAUAUUGAGCCUACUACAGCACCAACACCAACAACAGCAGCACCCCGUCUCCAAUGUUACUCAUGCUCUCAGCGUAGUAAGGAAAGGUGUGAUAGCUAUCAGACAGAGCAGACUUGUAACGUUGGAGACGUCUGUCGCACUGUCGUACACAAGCUACAAGAAAGGGUCACUUUCUUUCAACGGAGCUGUUUUACAAGCUCAAAAUGCAAGAGAGUUGAUGGCUGCAGUAACAUCGCCGGUGGCAUCUGUGUCAGGUGUUGUGACAAUAAUCUGUGCAAUGAUGGAGACAUUGCAAUGCCUGGUUGUAGAUACAAUGGAGAUUACUAUAAGUCAGGAGAUAUUUUCAAAACUUCCGAUCGAUGUAACUACUGCAUAUGCAGAGAUGGUCGUAUUGCAUGCACUGAAAAAUACUGUAAACCAACAGAAGCUACUACUGGUUGCCACGUGGAACAAAAGCAGAAGUUUCUUUACUAUGAUGUUGGCUUUUUUACAUUCUGUCGUACUGUUCAAAAGCACAACAUUAUAACAUGCUCAGGCUACUGUUCUGUUGGUGGAGCUAGAGUAGCGUGUCAACCUCUUUACGAACAUAAACUGGUUGAUUUGAAGUGUCCUACUAGAAGAUCCGCUCUCAAAAAAGUGGUACAGGUGGUUGCUAGCUGCUCGUGUUCAAACAACUGAUGGUGUGUGGCAACUUGAAAGACUGAAUGAUACAUUUUGAGCGUUUAGUGCACGUUGUCGGUCUGCAAAUUAAUGUAUGUGUGCAUGUGCAGGUAAUGCAUUAUUUCAGUUAUCAAUCACAUGUUGAAGAUCUAGACUUAGAAUCAUUAAUUGAUUUGGUUUAGUGCAAGUUG